AGUACGGUUCUCGUUCUUUCUAUUUCAUUGUUGGGUUAAAUGAUUCUUGUGUUUUUGAGGUUUUGUAUUCCUUAAUGGUGUUAUUUGUAUUCGCCCCAGAGCUGGUUAUCUUCUUCUAACCCUUCCAAAUCAUGGCUUCGACAAAAGCACAAUCUCUCUCUAAACCCCACUAUUUCAUUUCUUUUGUCAUUCCUCCCUCUCUUCAUUCUUAUGUUGAACAAUUCUCCACAAAACCCCUUUCUCUCUCUUCAUCUCCUUCUUCUCUCACUGAGGCUGCCAUGACCUUAACUUCUUCCUCUCCUUCUUUCAUGGUUAAUCUGCUUAUAGACUCUUUUGGGCUCUCAAAGCAAUCCGCCAUUGCCACAUCUUCACAGUUUCUCCACCUCAAAACAGAUGAGAAACCCCUGUCUGUUCUAACCUUCCUAAAAAACAAUGGUUUCGAAGCAACCCACAUCCAUGACAUUAUCAGCAAGCGCCCUCGUUUCCUUGUAGCUGAUGCUGAGAAAAACCUAAAACCCAAAUUGAAAUUGCUCGAAGAUUUGGGUCUUUCUAAAUUUGAACUUGGGGCCUUCAUCUCUGCAAAUCCAUCUAUUCUUACUUAUAGCUUAAACAAAACGCUUCUCCCUAGAAUUCUUUUCCUCAAAAGCUAUUUGGGAACCGAUGAAAAUGUCUUAAGGUUUGUCAAAUGUUGUAGUUUGCUAUUGGUGUCUAAUAGAUUGCUGCCCAAUAUAAGGCACUUGGAGAGCCAUGGAAUUGGGGGCUUGAAGUUGAAAUCACUCCUAUUGCAAAGGCCGUAUAUGUUCAAUCAGAAGCUCAGGAGGCUUAAAGAAAUCACAGAAAAAGUUAAGGAAUUGGGUAUUGAAUCUCACUCUAAAAUGUACUCUCAUGCUGUUGGAUUCAUGAGUGCAAUGAGCAAGGAGACAUGGCAGAGGAAAUUUGUGUUCUUGAAGAGUUUUGGAUGGUCAGAAGAAGAUAUUUGCACUGCUUUCCAAAAGAGGCCUGCAAUCUUUUCUUUAUCAGAAGAGAAGUUGCAAAAGAGUAUGGAUUAUUUUGUUGAUGAGCUUAAAUAUGAUGAGAAAUAUCUGUGUUUUCAUCCGCAUAUUUUCAUUUACAGUUUAGAGAGAAGGUUGAUCCCAAGGAUUAAUCUAUUGAAAGUGUUGAGGUCAAGGGAAUUGCUGAAAAAGGAUGCCAAUUUAUCGUCAGUUAGUGUGUUAUCGGAGAAGGUAUUCUUGGAGAAGUAUGUGCUAAGUUUCAGAGAAGAGGCAGAAAGUUUACUAAAAUUUUAUAAGGGAAACAAGGAAAACCCAAGAAUUGGUGCUGAGUCUGCGGAUCUAAAAAAAGGCUUCGUAACCAUUAAAAUCUGAACACCAUGGCUCUUAUUUUGUUUAUUACUGAAAAAGAAGAAUUUGUAUGUCAAAUUUCACUCUUUGGCAUCUUUCUAUUUUUUCUUUGCUGCUGCAUUGCAGAAUAUGGGUUAGUAGAUUAUAAAAGGCUGCUAACCUCUACACAGAUGCAAAUUAGCAGGCUAUAAUUUUGGUUUUUUUCUGACCAUAUUACGGUUUUGUCUAGGAUUUUGUAUGUGUUUGUUUGUGCAGAAAGUCCACCCAUUUGUUUCGAUUUUCAAACUUUGGAGUGAAAAUGCACUCCACCCUUCCCAAGUUAUGACUUUCUGCCUUUGGCACAAAACAUUGGUCACCCCUUUAGGGAUGGAAGUAUACCCUUGCGAGGGAAGUUGAAAACCCAUUUCAGGGCAAAGGGGCUGCACUUUCUCUCUUAUUUUGCAGCGAAGAUUGCCCCUAGUGCGGAAAGUCAGCCCCCCAAGAGGCCUCAUUUAUGUCUGCUCUCUCUCUCUCUCAUUUUGAAUGGAUGAUUUCCCCCAAAAUGAGAGCUGUUGGUUAAGAAGAUUUUGUUGCUUCUUUUUAUGCGAAUACUCUCUCUCUCUCUCACAUUUUGAAUGCAUGAUUUCCCCCAAAAUGAGAGCUGUUGGUUAAUAAGAUUUUGUUGCUUCUUUUUAUGCGAAUACUCUCUCUCUCUCAACUCCAAACUCGGAUUCUCAACCAAAUCCAACCACCUACUCCUCGUUACCCCUCAUUGUGCUCUUCUCUUUGAAAGUUUCUUCGUUCUCGCUCUCUACUUCUUGGUUUUAGAAACUGGGUUGGGUUGGUUACAUAAGAAACUAUGGAAUCUAUUGAUGGAGGCAUCAGUUGUUAAGAUAAUAAUUCAACAGGUAGCGGCUACUUUUGUUUUAUUGCAUGUGAUCUAAAUUAGCUGCUAAAAUCUCAUUCAUGGGGUGGAUUUCUUUUUCUUCAAAAUUUUCAUGUCCUCUUAAAAUGCCUCUUUAAUUGGGAAGCUGCCAUUUCAUUAUUCCUUGGACCUUUUUUGAUGAUUCUUGCUUGGGUUGAUUACCUGAGAAAUUUUUUGAAUUUAAGGAUUGAGGCAUCGAUUGUGGAGAGAAUAAUUCAAGAAAUGAUUCUCUCAAAAAAAAAAAUUUCAAGAAAUGCAUCGAUAUUUGUCAUGGAUUCUGCAAUUCAAGAAUUCAGUUGGUUCUAAAAAUUUUGUUUGCUUUUAAAAAUAGGGUUGGCUUGGAACUCUCUCUGCAUAUGACUUUUCAUGUACUCUCCGGAUGCUUGUUUAAUGGAAAGUUGACAUUUCUUGUGUUCCUCUGCUUCCUUGGAGCAUUUGGAAGAUAAUGCUUGGGGCUUUAUCAAAGCAAUGUUUGGGAAUCAUUUCUGGAAACUCCUAGCCAUUACUUUUCCAUUAGGACAUACUCAAUCAUCACUAUGAACUGUGCAGAUAGUUUAAACUGGCUGCCAUCACAAAAUUCCAGGCAUCUUAAUGAAGAUUAAGAAUAUUUUGUCUUGGUUAUUUUACCUCUGAGAUCUGCUUUUUGUGGAAGUUAUGCACUGAAAUAUUGGAUCUCGUAUUCGAAACUCUACUACAGUGGAAACUUGCAUCAUUCAGAUCCGUCAAUGACAGCGGAGGUGAUGAUUGAUGAAACUAAUCUGGUUGAAGGGUGCCUGUUGUUACAACUAAUAUUGGGGGCAUCAUUUGGCUACUAGUCAGUUUUCACAUUUGUAGAGAAGCUACCUACUUCCUGAGAUAUAUUACGCUUGGAUGACCCCUAGAUCCACUCCUCAUCUGUUUCAAACCUUUAUCCACUCACCUUGGUUGAAGGGGGGGAAGCUACUGUGGAAAGCAUCCGUCUCUGCCACCCUUUGGUUCCUUCGGACUGAAAGGAACCAGAGAAUCUUCAGGGGAAGGAGGUCCUCAGCAAGGCUUUUGGCAGAUAAGGUCAGGAACCUUGUGGCCUUCUAGGCCACCAUUAAUCCUUUGUUCAAGGAUGUGCCCUCCUCUUCGCCACCAUUAAUCCUUUGUUCAAGGAUGUGCCCUCCUCUUCUCUUGGGUCACCUGACCUUUUGUAAUUUUGGCCUUUUAAUACAGUUAAAUUUUCUCAAAAAAAAAAAAAACUUAGUUGUACAUGAAAAAUACUAGGUGGGAGGUCACCAAACGUUGGACCAACACACUAGUAUGUAUGCUUGUGGGGGGUCACCAAAUCUUAGCUCUCCUUGGGCUUCAGCUGAUGCCAUAGCAUUAUCAAAGCCACCCUCCACUAAUGACCUGAAUAUUUGCCUUCUCAGUGAUGUGUUCCCAGAAACAAUGCAAGGCUUUACCCCCAAAUGAAAUCCACUUUCUUUGUAGCCAUAAGAAGUCCAAAAUCCUUGAAACUCUAUAGCAGCCUGCAAACUUGGCGUUUAAUUUGGUGGUUUUGAUCUAUAAGGUGAGAAAUGAAGAUGGGAUAGCCUAGAGGGAAUAUAUUUUGCAGGUGAUCAGGAACCCAUCAAAAAUUGAGAAAAUGGGACGUUGUAUAUUUUGGAAAAAAGCCUUUUGGAGAAGGAAGCUUACUGAAUAAUGGAGGGAAAAGUUCAGCAUAAUUGGAUUCAUGCUCGAGGAUGUGACUGCUAAGUUCUUGGAGCUUGAAAUGAAGAAAGUGGAAUUAAAAAUGGGAAGGAAGCUCAUCCAUACUCAAGUACUUUGUCGUGCCAAAGCAUGAGGAUGUUAUAGAUGUAGAGAAGAAGGUUUCUUAUUCUUCACCAUUUUAGACCCCUCAAAACUCUGAAGUGAAGAUUAUAUAGAUUGAGAAUGUGGAUAUUUGUUAUUCGCCCAUCUUUCAAAGUGGACGUAAAUUUUGACAUAGACCCCGUGAUUAUGCAAUGGCCACCUUUGUUAUGAUGUGACGUGUGAUAGUUUGUGCUAUAAUAUCAUGGCUGCUUAACAUUAUCAGGCUUGACUUGAUUGAUGCUGAUAAGGUCCAAAGCAAGGCUUGUAAUGUGCGUUUGAACACCCAAGAGGCAGCAAUGUGGGCAUUGAAUCCAGGAAAAAGAUGGGUGAUGCUUAUUAGGUGGCAAUGGAGGUGGAGGAGAACGAAGCCCAUGGGUUCUAUUCAAAUUUGACGAAAUUGGUGGGUUCCGGUCCACGGGUCGAGUUUUGAGAGUCUGGUUUGAGCUUGAAUGAGAAGAAUGAAUCGGCGGUGAAACAGGGGAUGAUAUUUAACAUUUCGAUUGUGUUUAAAGCCCUAAAAGGUUUGGAGUCACUCCCUCUUGUCCUUGCGAUUGGAAUUCUGAGGGAGAAUGUACCUGAGCUGAUGAAUAUCAUUCUUGACAAUUGUGAGAAUUUCGCCGACAUUGUAAUUGUGAGCUUGAAUGAGAAGCCCAUGCAUUCUUGAUAAUAUGGGGUUUAUUGAUUAGUUUUGUUAAGUUCUUUGUGACUUGCAC
Molecule: messenger RNA, 4772 nt
Organism: Amborella trichopoda
Lineage: Eukaryota; Viridiplantae; Streptophyta; Magnoliopsida; Amborellales; Amborellaceae
Source: RefSeq, a predicted model, not a curated record